CGAAACAUUGUUGGAAGUUUUAAGGCAUCCUUUGAAGAGCAUGAAUCGAAUAGGCCACUUGAUGAAGUGAAUCGAUGGAGAGAUGCCUUUGUUGAAAUUGGCAAAUUAAAAGGGUGGCAUAUACAAGGCGGCAAACUCGAUAGAUCUGAGGCUGAAUACAUCAAAGAUGUCGUUGAGUAUGUCAUAAAAGAAUUGAAUAGCAAGUCUAAAAGUGUUAAUAAAGAAUUAGUUGGAAUAGAUGAUCAGAAAAAAAUGAUCUUGCGGCUAAUCGAGGAAGAAGAUAGUCGAAUAAUAGGACUUUGGGGAAUGGGUGGUAUUGGCAAGACUACCCUUGCUGAAGCUGUCUAUAAUGAAAUCUCUCCAACGUUUCAAUGUCGUUGCUUCCUUCAAGAUGUUAGAGAGAAAUAGAAAAACAGGGAAGGAAUCUUUACGAAAUGAACUUCUUUCCAAACUAUUGAACUCGAAAACUUGUGUAGACACCCCCUCCAUAAGAUCCGUCUUAACCCAACAGAGGCUCAGUAAUAUAAAAGUAAUCGUCGUCCUUGAUGAUGUUAGUGACUCAGAGCAGAUAGAUCUUAUGGGUGUAAAACAUUUGGUGAUGGAAGUAAAAUUAUCAUAACAUCCAGAGAUAGGCAAGUACUUACGAAUGGAGGAGUUGACAAAAUCCAUAAGGUGAGUAAGCUAAACGAGGAUUACUCUCUUCAACUCUUUUCUACAUUUGCAUUUAAGUCGUUGAAUCCUGCUCCUGAUUUUCGAGAUCUAUCGAACAAGUUUGUGGAGUACGCCCAAGGCAGUCCACUUGCUCUUAAAGUUUUGGGUUCUAAACUAUAAAAAAGUCUAGAAAAGAGUGGGAAAGUGAGGUGGACAAGCUCAAGGAAUAUGCAAAACCAAAGAUUUCACAGAUUUUGAUGAUUAGUUUUGAAGAGUUGGAUGAACAAGAGAAGAAUAUAUUUCUUGACAUAGCAUGCCUCUUGAAAUGGGAAUCCAAGAAAGAAGUAGAAGAAAUUCUAAGUUGCUUGUAUGAGGGUGCAAUGUGUGGAAUAAGCGAUUUGCUUGAUAAGUGUCUAAUUGAAGUGGAUUCCAAAGGGGUGAUUUGUAUGCAUGAUAUGCUUGAAGAGAUGGGAAAAGACAUUGUUCGCCGAGAAUCUAAAGAUCCUGGAGAGCGCAGUAGGUUAUGGAGUCUUAAAGACAUGAUCCAAGUGCUCAAAUAUAAUAAAGUGAAUAAAUCAAUUGAAGGAAUAAAGCUUUUUGUGACUCGACUUGAAGACCAGCUGUUACUAUAUUCUGGUUUUGAGAAGCUGCAUAAUCUUAGAUAUAUCAUCCUUUAUACAUGUCCGUUCUUUGUUAAUAGUGUAUCUUUUUCUGAUGAGCUAAGGUAUCUUCAUUGGGACUUUUGUCCUUGAAAUCCUUAUCAUCAA
This is a messenger RNA of Hibiscus syriacus, 1418 nucleotides long. RefSeq names its product disease resistance protein RPP2A-like. The record is from RefSeq and is a predicted model, not a curated record. The coding region runs from base 909 to 1403 and encodes 164 amino acids. Gene Ontology annotation, biological process: defense response. The transcript has 3 exons. NCBI's taxonomy places the organism in Eukaryota, Viridiplantae, Streptophyta, Magnoliopsida, Malvales, Malvaceae.